AUCUUUGCAGGCGGCAAGUUCAUUCGUACGCUCUGUGAAGGCAGUACAUUUGGAGAGAUUGCACUGCUGGGUCUCGGCAACGAAGGAGAUGUCAAGUUACCAGGUGGCAAGAUUGUUUGCAAGCGUACGGCUGACGCUCAGUCCGUUGGCUACUCGGAGGUGUUCAUACUGGGGAAACGUGACUUGAUGGGGGCGCUGAGUGAGUACCCAGAAGCCCGGCUUGCACUGGAGACCCAGGCCAUGGAAUGGUGAGUGAAGCACUCUCACAUACUUCCUUGUCAUGUGUUCUCGUCAUACUGAGAUGGGUUAUAGCAGCAACGCCACCGGACUUAAACAUCCAACUUCCAACUUGGAAGACCGUUGGUUGGUUUGUGCAUUCGAGACGUGAUAGAGCUUUAGAAAACAUCAGGUCGAUGAAAGGCAGUACCAUGUCAUUCAGUGUUGCGCUAGCUGUUGCAACGUUUGACUCCGCAAUACCUUGCUUGGAGCUUUUAGUGUUGGACCACCUACGGGUAAGAUGUGACAUUUUGGUCCGUUUAAUCCUUGGCUAACCAUGCAAGUGAGAUAACGUAGACGGUAUUGUGCUUUGCAUGGUACAAGGUCGCCAGUGUGUGGGUACAAGUAAAUAGAUGACUAUUGCUGGCCAUCGUACAUUAUUUUAAACAUUCUUUAUAAUCAGAAAUAUACUUACACCAUAGAAGCAACACGUCA
Molecule: messenger RNA, 711 nt
Organism: Sycon ciliatum
Lineage: Eukaryota; Metazoa; Porifera; Calcarea; Leucosolenida; Sycettidae
Product: cyclic nucleotide-gated cation channel alpha-3-like
Exons: 3
Molecular function (GO): protein-containing complex binding
Source: RefSeq, a predicted model, not a curated record